Messenger RNA from Lottia gigantea (owl limpet), 426 nucleotides. RefSeq lists its product as hypothetical. Lineage: Eukaryota; Metazoa; Mollusca; Gastropoda; Lottiidae. The annotation marks the transcript as partial. The transcript has a single exon. The record is from RefSeq and is a predicted model, not a curated record.
UGUAUGUUUCAUAUGUACCAAUUGUAUGUUUCAUAUGUACCAAUUGUAUGUUUCAUAUGUGCCAAUUGUAUGUUUCAUAUGUGCCAAUUGUAUGUUUCAUGUGUGCCAAUUGUAUGUUUCAUAUGUACCAAUUGUAUGUUUCAUAUGUACCAAUUGUAUGUUUCAUAUGUGCCAAUUGUAUGUUUCAUAUGUGCCAAUUGUAUGUUUCAUAUGUGCCAAUUGUAUGUUUCAUGUGUGCCAAUUGUAUGUUUCAUGUGUGCCAAUUGUAUGUUUCAUAUGUGCCAAUUGUAUGUUUCAUAUGUGCCAAUUGUAUGUUUCAUAUGUGCCAAUUGUAUGUUUCAUAUGUGCCAAUUGUAUGUUUCAUAUGUGCCAAUUGUAUGUUUCAUAUGUGCCAAUUGUAUUAUUAGUUAUAUUUCCACUAUAUAA